AUGUCUUCCAGCACGCUUGCAGACGCUCUCGCCUCGUUGACCAGCCUGACCACCGCCACCGCACUCGCCACAAUCCUGUCGGGCUUGGCAGUGUUAUGGAUGUCCAGGGAGGCUAAACAACGGUUUUGGUUCAGCUUCUCGAACCUACCAGGUCCCCGAGCCGAUUCCUUCAUGCGAGGGUCCUUCCCCUCACUUUUGGCGAAAGAAACUGGCCAGACCACCAGAGAAUGGUUUGACAAGUACGGUCCAACGAUACAGUGGCGUUCAUUACUGUACACGCCGAACAUUCUCACUUGCGACCUUGGCCUGGCUUCUUAUGUCCUCUCCCACGACGAUGAAUUUGGUCGAAGUAAAAGUCAUGAGGCGGAUUUCAGACGCUUGUUAGGUGAUCGCAGCUUGAUGACAGUCGACAGGUCUGAUCAUAAACGCCUGAGAAAGAUCAUGGCUCCUGCCUUUGGCGUAGGGCCCAUGAGCGAUCAAUGGCCAAUCUUCUUGCAUCAAGCGAGACGCCUGGUGGACAAGGUUGGACCUGAAGGUAGGCAGAUAGGUGCCUCGAGCUUUAUGGGCAUGUUCACGACGGACGUGAUGGGUAUGGCUUCUUCUGGUACGAAUCUUGGGGCAAUGGAUGGAGCGCCCAACGAAUUGUACACGGCCUGGAUGGGAAUCCUCCAGACGACGAGAUUGAGGGGAGUCUUGUGGCAGAUCAAGACAAAGCUUGCGAUCCCUGGAACUUGGCUCCAUAGCGAAAGGGUUCUUGGCAAGUCCAAGGACACAUUUCAGCGGAUCGGUGAUGAUAUUGUGCAGACUCGAAAGCGGGAACUAUUGGGAGAAGGACACGAGGUCACGCGCUCAGACUUCGGGUCAAAGAAUGUCAUCUCCACCCUGCUGAAGGCCAACAUGGCUCAAGACGUCAAAGACAGCAGUCGUAUGUCGGACGAAGAGCUGGUUUCGCUGUUGUCCACCUUGAUUCUCGCCUCUACCGUGACGACUACCUCCACCUUGAUCUGGUGCCUGUCCCUUCUGGCGACACGUCCCGAAACCCAAGCCAGGCUCCGAGCGGAGGUAAUGGACAUGGAAGAUGAGCCUACGAUGAACGAUAUCAGCAAACUACCUUUUCUCGAAGCAUUCGUCAGAGAGCUGUUGCGCUUGAACUCUGCAGCACCAACCAUCACCCGACACACUCACAAGACGGUCACCGUCCCAUUGUCUACGCCCAUCGUCGGCAAAAAUGGCAGCCUCAUACAUGCUGUCACCAUUGACAAGGGGACCGACAUCAACAUCGCUGUACCCAGCGUGAAUACAUCCAAGGAAAUAUACGGUCCCGAUGCAGAGGAAUUCCGACCGGAACGAUUCAUGGACGGCGCUGUCAAGGCAACUGGCUUGCCUUCGAUCUGGGGUCAAAGCCUGACAUUCUCCGCCGGAACCAGACCCUGCCUAGGCUUUCGAUUUGCCAUCAUGCAAGUGAAAGCGACGGUUUUUGCAUUGCUUCGAUCGUUCGAGGUGUCCCAGCCGGAGGGUCAAGAGGUCGUCAGAAUGGGCAUGAUCGCUUCGUCCAAGACCAUCGUCAAGGGCACGAACAAGAGCGACAUCCCCAUCAUCUUCAAGCCGUUGUCGAGCUAG
This is a messenger RNA of Kockovaella imperatae, 1620 nucleotides long. RefSeq names its product cytochrome P450. The record is from RefSeq and is a predicted model, not a curated record. The transcript has 10 exons. Bases 1 to 1620 code for a protein of 539 amino acids. Gene Ontology annotation, molecular function: iron ion binding; monooxygenase activity; oxidoreductase activity, acting on paired donors, with incorporation or reduction of molecular oxygen. Lineage: Eukaryota; Fungi; Basidiomycota; Tremellomycetes; Tremellales; Cuniculitremaceae.